CCCGGCGGUGAUCCACGCCGCGUAGGCCGGGGAUUUUGGCUUCGGCCGCUGCUGUUCAAAGAUGCAGACAAGUCCUGUCAGGCCGAACCCCCUGCGGUGGCGAAGACGACGCGAUGCCACUCAUCACUCCAUCAGCUGCAGUGUGUGGAACAGUGUCAGGUAUCAAUUCAUCACUACUAUUCUCCACUCACUCACUCACUUUAUUGCUGUUCAUCCGAAACAAUGCCAGGUAUCCAUUUCUCACUACUGGAGACGACGCAUCGGAUGCUCUCGCUGUUUUUGCUCACUGUUCUUGCAGCAUCGGAUGCUCUCGCUUUUCAUCUCAUCUGAAAAGAUGUCGGGCAUCAAUUAUUUCUCUGCAUCAAUCAUUGCCUUUUCCAGCUUGCUUUGGCACCCAUACACAAUUGUCGGGCAUCAAUUUCUCUCCAUCAAUCAUUGUCGCUUACUGCUCUCCAUCGGCAGCUGCUCCAUACCACAAAGCACACGCUCCUGCCGGCUGGACCUGGAUCCCCUCCUCAUUUUGCUCCACCCACCAGAUCUAGCUACCAUUGCCACUGCAACUUCUGAAGCAGCGAGGGUAGAGAGAUAGGCAUGGAGCCCACGGCGGUCAGCGUGGGAAAGGCCGCGCUGGGUGGUGCGCUGGGCUACGCCACGUCCAAGGCGGCAGAGGAAAUUGCCCUGCAGCUAGGCGUCGAGCAUGAUGUGAAGUUCAUCAGGGAUGAGCUGCAGAUGAUGCAGUCCUUCUUGAUGACGGCUGAUGAGGAGCAGAGCCAGAACAAGGUGCUCACCACCUGGGUUAAACAGAUUGGGGUCCUGUCCUACAAAGUGGAGGACGGCCUCAUGGAUUUCGGCCUUCACUCGGAGAAAAAGCCAUUUUUGGGGUGCAUCCCUCGCAACCCAGGUGACCGAUGCCGCAUCGCCAAGGAGGUGAAGCAGCUGAGGGCCGAGGUGGAGGACGUGAGCAACAGGAACCUGCGUUAUCGCCUCAUCAAGAAGAGCUCAGGCUCCAAUCCUACCGCAGCAGAGGAGCAGGCAAGCGUUGCCAGAGCGGCAAUGUUUGGUAUCAAUGAAGCAAGGUUUGCUACCUUUGUGCAUGAAAAAUCAUCAGUGGUGGACCUCCAUCAGCUGAUUAGUAGCAACGAUGUGAACCUUAGGGUGAUUGCCAUGUGGGGAACUUGCGGUGAUAUUGGGAAGAUAUCUGCCAUCCAGGAGAUUUAUGAUGACCCAAAGGUAUUGAAAAGGUUUGUCUUCCAUGCUUGGAUUAGGUUGAUGCACCCUUUCAAUCCACAAGAGUUCCUCCGGAGCUUGGUAAGGCAAUUUUAUGUAAAUUUACAUGAUGAUGUUGGAAAGCCAUCUUUCAAUCCACAAGAAUUUCUCCAGAGCUUGGAAAGGCAAUUUUAUGAAAAUUCCUAUGGUUACAUUGGAAAGCCAGAACAAGAAACAAGUGUUGGGGCUGUUCUGGCCAAGAUGGAGAAGAUGGAUCAAAGUGAUUUAGUCCGUGUGUUUAAUGCACUGUUGUGUAGCAAUAGCUACCUGGUUAUCAUAAAUGACCUUUCCAUGAUAGAAGAAUGGCAUUGCAUUAAGAAGUACUUUCCUGACAACAAGAAACAAAGUAGAAUCAUCGUUUCUGCGCAGCAAGUUGAAAUUGCAUGCUUGUGCACAGAGAAACCGUACCAAGUUUCCGAGUUCAAGCAGUUGUCCUGUGAUCAAACUAUUUAUUUGUUCCACAAGAAGAAUUCAGUGGGGCAGGUCAACAUGGGCAGUGUUAGUGUUGCAAUGGUUGACAACGAUGACGAAGCAAAGGCUCCUACUGUGGAGGAGAAACUGAAGGAUCUAUUUAGAGGCUGGCGAGGCCAACAAUUCGUCCGGCGAUAUGCGCAAAUGUGCUGAAGAAGCUCUCAAGGCUAAUCGCAUGAAGAUCUGUAUGGCCGAAGAGCGAAGACUGGUGCACAAAGACUAGCCAAUUAUUCAUCGAGAGACAAUGCCACGUGAAGAAAGCAAAGAUUUCUGAAGAUUGAAACUUGUCGGCACUCUCUCGCACUUUUCUAUAUUAUUAGAAGGACACGCAUAUACCCUAGUAGGACACGUGUGUAUGCUACCUUGGGUAAAAUAAGUGAAGGAAGGCUCCCGAAGGCCACCUUGCAGCCACCCCUCACGGCUAUAAAAGGAGACGCUGGACUCAAGAAGAGAACACAAGAGACGGGAGAGCACGGAGCACUCAAAGCAUCGAGACUCUCCACCAGAGCACCACUUCCUUCGUAGUCUAGCCACCACCACUACUAGUAGAAUAGCCAAGAAGGCGCUUAGUUCGCCAAAAGUUUGAAGGUAAUUUCCUAGUUGUGUGUAAUCCCUUCGGGGCCUCCCGAAAGGGAAAACCAUAUGUAAAUUAUGUUGUUGAAAUGAUGUAGUUUCUUGGUUUCACUUAGUGCUUUUAUUUAUGAAUUUAUGGGACGAGUUCUUAUGCUAGGGAUCCUAUAGGAGAAACCUCUGCG
Molecule: messenger RNA, 2492 nt
Organism: Triticum dicoccoides
Lineage: Eukaryota; Viridiplantae; Streptophyta; Magnoliopsida; Poales; Poaceae
Product: disease resistance protein Pik-2-like
Exons: 4
Coding region: 592-1890 (432 amino acids)
Molecular function (GO): ADP binding
Source: RefSeq, a predicted model, not a curated record